AUGCGCAAACUUGAGCGGUUUUUCGACGAAUAUGGCAAAUUUGUGGCGAGACAUCCGUUAUAUUUCAUACUAAUCCCUUCGCUGCUCACAAUAGCCUCGACUUAUGGGUUUUUGAAUUUUCAUAGUCAAGAUGAUAUUUGGGACAUUUACGCACCGACAAACGGAUUAUCGCGCGUCGAAGAGUCAGAAUUGAAACGCUUCGAAUACGCGUCCGGAUCGCAUCAUCAUCGAAUGCAAGUUCUGGUUUCACGAAAAGAUGGUCAAAAUGUUCUUACAGAAGAAGUUCUUAAUGAAGUUUCCAGAUCACACAAAUUUGUCGCGGACAAUAUCACCGCAUUCGAUGGAUCUCACCACGUUCAUUAUAAGAAUCUUUGUGGAGUGUACUGUAAUGACAGUAAUGCGGCAAUCAUUGCGUUUCUUCAGGCCGCUAUCAAUGAUUCAAGUCAUUCGUCAUUCAAACUCACAUUUCCAAAUGCAGAAGCUCUGCAGAACAAAAUUUUUAUCGGAUAUUCUUUGGGAAACUUGAAAUUCGAUGGUCAAAUAGUUGUCGAAGCGAAAAUGAUGCUUUUGCAUUAUAUGGUUGACACUUCAAUGAAAAAUGGGAAAAUGUUGGCGGAUGAUUUUGAGACGAAUUUGCGACUUUUCUUUAAUUCGAUUAGCGAUAUCUCAUCAAAUAUAAAAUAUUCGUUUUUGUCGCGAACCAGGGAACUGGAAGAGCAGAGGGCCAUUACAAUAACCUCACUUCCUUUCUUGGGAUUAACCGUCAUUGUUCUCACUGCAUUUAUGAUUGUAACACUCGUUCGACUACCGUGGUACACAAGUCAACAUUGCGAGUCAAUUGUUGGUGUUCUCUCACCCGGUAUGGCGUUAUGGACAACAACUGGUGUCUUGUGGGGCCUUGGUUAUCCAUUCAGCAACAUUCUAACAGUCGUCCCAUUCUUGGUAGUAACCAUUGGAAUUGAUGACGCAUUCUUGGUCUUGGCAGGUUGGAGAGAUUCUACAAAAGGUGAAAGUUUGGAAGUCAGACUAGGACAGUCAGUAGCAAUUUCUGGAGCUUCCGUUACCGUAACUUCGGUCACAGAUGUUGCUUGUUUUGCUACUGGUCUCUUCUCAAAUAUGCCCGUUGUUCAGCUCUUCUGUCUUUACACUACAGUUGCUUUGGCGAUCGACUAUUUCUAUCAGAUGACAUUUUUUACCGCUUUCGUUGGAAUUUUCUGCAAAAAACAAGUUGAAAUUGAACGUGAAAAAUAUGGAAGCAUGGAUCGAUCGGAUAAAUGUCUUAAUGUGGCUGAUAAUGCGAAGAAAGCGACGAAUUUGUCGUCUUCGAAAAUCUCUGGGAUUUUUUCGUUUGUGCCAGCAAUAACACAGGCGAAGCAUCAACGAAAUACUUUAGAGAUUUUCAUCGAUUUUCUGCAUUCGUGGUACGCAAAAGUGUUUGUUGUUCUCGUAUUCUGUUUCCAUAUCAUUAUAUGCACAAAACAUGUAUUCCACGUCAACACUGAUUUCGAUAUGGAGAAUUUAUAUUUGGAAGAUUCGCCGCUUACUGAUGUCUCGCGGCGGAUGCAGAAUUUUGUGUUGGGUGAAGCGUUUGUGGUGAACUUCGGUGUCUAUCCAAUGCCUGAUUUCGACAAUUCGACAAUUCGAGACAAAUUCGAAGAACUUGUAAAGAAGUUGGAAUCUAUGCCCAUAUAUGGAAAGGGACCAUCACAUACCAACUUGUGGACCAGAGAAUAUAAUAAUGCUGUGGCAUUUUGGGGUGAACCAGAGGAUUUCUGGCAUAAAGAAGAUAUGGUUGCGAAUUAUAGAGAAUAUGGAAUGGAUGAGAAAUAUAUAAAUAUUAGAAAUGACACAAAUGGCGAUGAGAUUCUUGAUGGUUUCUUCUUCACUAUAACUUACGCGAGUUUUGACAAUUUCUUGCAAGUCGAAGAAUUUUUGGAUGACAGACGGAAAAUUCUUUCGGAAUACUCGGAAUGGUUCACCAUUCAUUCGCAUCAUCCAUUUGAGAAGGUCCCAACCGAAAGCGCCGCAUCAGCGCCUUCAAAUUUCAUUUCAACAUCUGUUUCUGCCGUCGUCCUCAUGUCUCUUCUUGUACUCGUGUUCGUCAUGAAUUUUGAAGCAAUCAUUUCAGUCGUCGUCUCAAUUGUUUCCAUAUGUCUUGGAAUCGUUGUAUACUUGCACUUGUGGAAUGUGAACCUCGACGCCGUCUCAUUGAUUUCAAUGCUUAUGUCCAUCGGAUUCUCAGUCGAUUAUUCAGCUCACGUCUGCUAUCAUUAUUUCGCCCAUGUUCACAAAGAUGAGCAAUUAUGGCAAUCUCACGACUACGCUGAAACACGAGAUCGGCUCUUGAGCACAUUCCGAGGCGUCGCAUGGCCGGUCAUGCAGAGUGGCAUCAGCACAAUCCUUGGAAUGUUCCCACUCAUGUUCGUCCGAGCUUACGUGGUGGCGGUAUUCUGGAAGACAGUUAUUCUUGUCGGCAUUCUCGGAAUGCUUCACGCCCUCGUUCUUCUGCCUGUAAUUUUCAUUUUGACACACGACAUCAAAAUAUUCUACAGAAGGCGUCGCAAGAUCCAAAACGUUUCAGACAUUGAGCUAUCAAGCUAA
This is a messenger RNA of Caenorhabditis bovis, 2601 nucleotides long. The record is from the annotation of a GenBank genome assembly. Lineage: Eukaryota; Metazoa; Nematoda; Chromadorea; Rhabditida; Rhabditidae.